UUUCCAAGUUUGGACAGAGAAAGGUUUGGUCUGUUACCCUCAAGAAUAAGGCCAGCAGCCAAAAGACCUCCCAUGCACAAAUACACGCAAACACAUACGCACACAGUGUUUAACUUUGAAAUCAAUCUUGAUAUUUUCCAUAGUUCACCGCUGUUUUUGCCUUUGGAAGUUGUGGUGGCUAUUCGGGCAGAAAUGUUAUCUCCCUGAAUUGCACUGAAGGAGCAAACAAGACAUUGACAGCUGCUUUCUCUUAUCCUUUCAGAUUAAACCAAGAAGUUCUUGUUGAGAGCAACACCACAUUAUGCAACCGCACAAUGGCAGAGACUCACUUGAUGGGGGACUCAGCAUCCUCAGUGGAGUUCUUUGUGGGGGUCGCUGUGCUCGCCUUCCUUUACUGCAUGCUGGCUUUGCUGGUAUAUCUGGGCUAUAUGCACGUCUACAAGGACUCCAACUUUGGGCCCAUGCUUGACUUUGUGGUGACAGCUGCCUUCGCCUUCCUGUGGCUGGUGUGUUCUUCAGCCUGGGCCAGGGGCCUGCAGGUGGUGAAAGACGCCACGGGCCCAGCGGGCAUCGACUCCACCCUGAGCCUGUGCAAGGAGCCAGACGUGAGCUGCGAGGUCAACGAGAUCGCCAACAUGCGCAGCCUUGACAUAUCCGUGGUUUUUGGCUUCCUGAACGUGAUUGUGUGGCUUGGCAACGCUUGGUUUGUGUACAAAGAGACACAGUGGCACUCCCAAAAGUCUGCUGCACAGCAAGGUUCAGGCCGCAGGUCGGCCCCAGCCCCCAUUUAAACAACGGCCCAUUCCUAAGCAGGGCCUUCUCUCUGGUCAGCUGCCUGCGGAGGAGAAUAGGUGGCAGUCACGGCCUCUCCUCCAGUCACGAGAGAAGUGAAACCUCUCUUUUUUUCUCGUCCUUCUCUUUUUCUCUUUUCAGUUCACCGCUAUUUUAGCUGUCUGCCUGAUGCCACCCUGAAGAAUAUACCGGGACGUAUUAUCUGCCUUUGCUCUUUGAUCACUACAAAUGUUCUUUUGUGAGGAUGUGUGUGUGUGUUCACCUAUGCAAUUAUGUGCCUCAGCUAGCGGUGCUUACAGAGCUAGCAGAGCUUUGCUUAGCAUUUUAUUUCUUGUACACUUGCCAUUUUAUGUCCCUGAAGCUUUAUAUAUGGAUGAGCCUGAUUCAAAGCUUGCCUCAUGUUUGUGAACCUCUCUGAAACUCCUUAGCCUUAUAGUAAUGGUACUGUUUUCUAAUGGUUAUUUUUCAAAUGAAUAAGAAAUGUCCUGACACUUGAUUUUGUAUGCAUUAUGUUCUUGUGACAGUAGAUUAUUUUGUGUUGUGUGUUUAUGCACUAACUUUACCAUAUGCCUUGAAUACUCUGAAUGUUAAUGCCUUAAAGAGAAUUUACACCUCAAAAUGUGCAUAUUACGAGCUUUGUCAUUUUGAUUAUUCUUUUGGAAAAAGCUUGUUUUUUGUAUUGAUUGAUUCUGUUGUAUGAAAGGAAUAAUUUCUGACAAUGCAAAAAAAAUGUCAAGCCAAGUCUAAAGCUGAAUCUGUGUUGAACAUUAAUAUGCUAUAUAGACAUGCUUAAGGUGUCUAUAGAUCCUAGCAUAGAGCUAUUUUAUUUUGUCUUGACAGAAAUCCUUUAAAGGAGUAGUUAUGUUUUGUGCAGUUUUUUUUUUUUUUUUUUAAAUAAAGGCUCUCCCCUGAGAAAAACAAUCCUUGAA
Molecule: messenger RNA, 1721 nt
Organism: Clupea harengus (Atlantic herring)
Lineage: Eukaryota; Metazoa; Chordata; Actinopteri; Clupeiformes; Clupeidae
Gene: sypl1
Product: synaptoporin-like
Exons: 4
Coding region: 315-791 (158 amino acids)
Cellular component (GO): synaptic vesicle; synaptic vesicle membrane
Source: RefSeq, a predicted model, not a curated record